Aphis gossypii (cotton aphid) is the source of this 844-nucleotide messenger RNA. Its product is annotated as ribonuclease H2 subunit C. The record is from RefSeq and is a predicted model, not a curated record. Gene Ontology annotation, cellular component: ribonuclease H2 complex. Bases 71 to 550 code for a protein of 159 amino acids. Gene Ontology annotation, biological process: RNA catabolic process. The transcript has a single exon. NCBI's taxonomy places the organism in Eukaryota, Metazoa, Arthropoda, Insecta, Hemiptera, Aphididae.
CGAUUAACUUGUUUAAUUAUUAUCGAGUAUUUAAUAUUUUCUUUGUUUCUAUAUCGAGCCUUUACACGCGAUGCGUUUCAUCAUAAAUCGACCAGAGCUCAAGAGGGCAGUAGAAGAUAGCGACGUUAAUGCUGCUGGUACUAAUCAACAGGCAGUACACCUGUUGCCGUGUAAGAUCCACACCCGCAAACCAGAUGAUGACUGCCAGACACUGACAGCUCUGGUCGACCGAUACUUUAGUCCAUACACCAAAGUCGCAGAGGAUGAUGAAUCUGCGUUGUGGCACGCAUCAUUGCGUGGAAAGCCUUUGACAGGUGUCAAACUCAGUAUGCCCGUUGGUUAUGUUGGUGUAUUGUGUGUUGGCGAGGAUGAUGAUGGCAGUCGUAAUACAGUCGAUGAUUCUAUAGCUGCAGAAGAGUCAGUUACUGGGGAGGUAACUGAGCAGCUGAUGUACUGGAAUUGGGACCGAAUUCCAACACGUGAAGACCCGCUUCUGUCAGCACUUGACUGGGUUCGGGUAUCUGAGGCCAUCAUGACCAACAACGACUGAUAAUCAUUAUUUUAUAUGAUUCUGCAAUAAUGCUUGUAUUUCCUUAUUUGAUUUAUUUUUCAUUACAAAGAUGCAUUUGAUUCUAAUUUUUAAAUGUUUUUCAUUAAUAUUUAAUAUUGUAAAUUGUAUAAAGUUAAAUUUAUAUGGCUAAGUACCUAUAUAAUUAUACAUUAUUAAGUAUUUAUUUAUAUCAGCAAACUAUAUUCCUCUUAUUUAUCUAAUAAAGUUUUAAGAAUACACACUUUGAAUGAUUUACGUUUCAAUAAUAAAACAUAAUUUAUUUAUAAAAAUAAA